AUGCUAUGUCAGACAUUUCGCAGAUUUGGUCAAAAACUGGUUCGCAGACUUCCAAUGGAGCAUCAGGAGGCUGAGACGGACACUGCCAUAAGCCUGAGCACUCUGGAUUUAGUGGUGCUGAGCAUAGACCAAAUGUUGGGUGCAGGUGUGUAUGUCCUGGCUGGUGAGGUGGCUAGCAAUCAAGCAGGACCAUCUUUUGUGAUCUGCUUUUUGGUGGCUGGCCUAUCUUCUAUACUGGCUGGGUUGUGCUAUGCAGAGAUUAGUGCCCGGAUUCCCCAUUAUGGCACUGCAUAUCUCUACAGCUAUGUCACUAUAGGUGAAAUCUGGGCUUUCAUCACUGCCUGGAGCCUCAUCAUCUCCUAUGUUGCUGAUACAGCCAUGGUGGUGUGGACAUGGCACUUAGCUUUUAAUUACCUGCGUGAGAACCAGUUCUCUCAGGCCCUGCAUGAGAGUAUUGCACCACAUGUUUCCCGUGUCCUUACAGAAUAUCUAGACUUCUUUGUUGUGGGCCUUGUGUUGUUCCUCAUGGAAUUGCCUAUUCUGAGAAAAAGUCACUUCCUCCUGGUUAGCAGAGUAGUCACUGUGGUGAAACUUUUGAUUCUAAGUUUUGUCAUCAUCUCUGGCUUCAUUAAGGGGGACCUGCACAACUGGAAGCUCACAGAAGAGGACUACAUAAAGGCUGGACUCAAUGAGACCUCUAGCUUGGGUCCCCUGGGCUCUGGAGGAUUUGUGCCUUUUGGCUUUGAAGGUAUUCUCCGUGGAGCAGCUACCUGUUUCUAUGCAUUUAUUGGUUUUGACAAUAUUGUGACCAGAGCUAAAGAAGUCCAGAAUCCCCAGCGUUCCAUCCCCAUGAGCAUUGUGGUUUCACUGUUCAUCUGCUUUUUGGUUUACUUUGGUGUCUCUGCGUCACUUACACUUAUGAUGCCUUACUACAAACUUCAACCCGGGAACACCCUGCCUGAGACAUUUCUCCAUAUUGGCUGGGCCCCUGCCUACUAUGUCGUUACUUUUGGAUUUUUCUGUAGUCUUUCUGCACUCAUCUUGGGCUUUAUGUUACCCAUUAAUCAGGUGAUAUACAAGAUGGCAAUGCAUGGCCUCCUGUUCCCUGUCCUUGCCUGGAUCCAUACUGGCACAUACACCCCCAUCAUGGCUGCUGUGGUCUUUGGAAUUGUUGCAGCCAUGAUGAUAUUCUUCUUUAAACUCACUGAUCUCUUGGACCUCAGGUCAGUUGGGUCCCUGAUAUCUUACUCUUUGGUUGCUCUUUGUGUUCUCAUCCUCAGGUAUCAGCCUGAGGUGAAGAAAGGGGGAAAUGAAGCAGAGAUGCAGGAGGAUAAUGGACCUGCAGCACAGAAGCUGACUCUACGGAAGCUACUUUUUCCAGGCAGCUCCACUCCCACUCCACUCUCUGGCAGAGUUGUCUAUGUUUGCUCCUCACUGCUUGUUCUGCUGCUCAUUCUUCUUUGCCUGGUGCUGAUUCAGUGGCCAGUUCUGUUUUCUGGAGACCCAGUGUGGAUUUCAGUGGUUGUGAUGCUCCUGGUGCUCAUCACAGGGCUCACUGGGAUCAUCUGGAGACAGCCACAGAGAUCCAGUCCCCUUUAUUUUAAGGUUCCUGCUCUGCCCAUCCUCCCAGUACUGAGCAUCUUUGUGAAUGUCUGCUUUAUGAUGCAGAUGACAACUGGCAUCUGGACCCCAGUUAGUAUCUGGAUGCUGAUUGGGUUUGCUACCUACUUUGCCUAUGGAAUUCAACAAAGCCUGGUUGCUUAAUCCCGCUUAAAUUUGGGGCAUAAUUUUAUAUCCUGCAAUUUUGCUUAAUUCACAUAUGAGUCCUA
Molecule: messenger RNA, 1829 nt
Organism: Hyaena hyaena (striped hyena)
Lineage: Eukaryota; Metazoa; Chordata; Mammalia; Carnivora; Hyaenidae
Product: cationic amino acid transporter 3-like
Exons: 1
Coding region: 1-1764 (587 amino acids)
Biological process (GO): amino acid transport; transmembrane transport
Cellular component (GO): plasma membrane
Molecular function (GO): amino acid transmembrane transporter activity
Source: RefSeq, a predicted model, not a curated record